Triticum aestivum (bread wheat) is the source of this 3682-nucleotide messenger RNA. RefSeq names its product mucin-20. NCBI's taxonomy places the organism in Eukaryota, Viridiplantae, Streptophyta, Magnoliopsida, Poales, Poaceae. The record is from RefSeq and is a predicted model, not a curated record. Gene Ontology annotation, molecular function: microtubule binding.
CCCGCCCCUCGCCCCAAAUCUCAGCCCCCAACGUCUCUCUCUAGCAGCUCGCCUCCUCCCCCAUCCGCGGCGAUCUAGGGUUUCGCCCCCCGCCCCCGCCUCCGACCCCGCCUGCGCCGCGAUGGACGCGCUCUCCCUCAUCGACGUCUCCGGCGAGGAGGACGACUUCCUCCUCGACCUCGCCUCGCCGCCGCAGCACCCCGACCCGCCAGCCCGCGCCGCCCCAGGUGCUGCGGUGGUGGGCGCCGAUUCGAAGCGGCCCGCCGUCGGAUCUCCUCCUCCUCCUCCGGCGGUGGCGGGCGGGCAGGCCGUGGAUCCCGCGGAGCAGGCCCCGGAGCGGGCGCAGUCCCCGAAGAAGACCAAGGGCGUCAACCUCCGCAAGAGCCUCGCCUGGGACAAAGCCUUCUUCACCAGCGAAGGUGUUCUCGAUACUGAGGAAUUGGGCAUUGUAAACAGCACUUUCCGCAAGUCGCAGGGUCCUAGGCUGCUGCCAGGAAUAGCAGAGGAAAUGAGGAGGUCAAUGGAGUCCACCACCUCCUCGUUGGAAAGUGAAAGCUUUGUGCUGGAAAGCCUUGAGACUGAGCUGUUUGACAAUGUCCGUGCUUCGAUUCAGAGAACGCUUGGGAAACCUGAUAAAGCUCCUAUUGUGGCUUCUGGAAGCUCAAAAACCCCUAGGUCCGCAGCAAAGGCGCCUCCUGUCACAGUGAGAAAGGGGGUUGAUCGGAUACCUCAGACUCAGAGCAAGAUAAGGCCCCCUGCUUCAAUAAGCAAUGGUUCCGUUGGUGGUACCAAACAAAGGCCCCAAGUCACCCUGAAAGAGCCUGCAGCUGCAAGAGUGGCUGCAUCAAAAGCUGCAGAAGCAAAACCAUCCUCAAAGCCUCCCAGAGCUCUGCCAAGAGUUGCUACAAUGAGAGCACCGACUAACACAGCUGUCACCUCUGGGAUUGCAGACAAAAGAAGCAGCACUGGAGGUGUAGUCAACAGGCAGGCAGUUGCCAAGUCUGCUAACAGUUCAGCCAGUGUGCCAUCUCGGCCUGGUGGGGGCCCAAAGAACAACUCAACCUCAAAAUCUGGUGCUUUGUCGUUAGCAGCAAGUCCUUCCUUGCGUAGUGCUCCCAUGGCAGGUGGGAAAACAAAGUCACCGACCCUAAUCAGCAAGAACAGGACCGCUCAGAGGAUCCCUAUUCGUUCAUCAUCAAGAUCUGAUAUCAGCAAGGUUGACCCAGCAAGGGCAUCAAGAAAUAAGAGUCAUGGUGAGAGUGCAUCACCGACCAUUUCACCAAGCAGUUCUGUGGACAGCAUGAGUUCUGUGAUUUCUGGGGUUUCAACAGCAUCCACUGUAGGGAGAGCGAGUCAUACAUCUGAGACCUUUAGUACAAGGUCGUCUUCAUUGUCCCCUUCCACCAGAAAGAGCAAUGACCACCCUCCAACCACACUACGGAGGCCUGUUAUUGUUAGAGAAGGACAGGCUUCAGGAGCAUUUGCUGAUAAUGUGAAAUCUAAUGUCGACACAUCAACCCAAGGAAAUGGUUUUAAACCAUCUGGUCUACGAAGGCCUACACCCAAGAUUGGAUAUUUUGAUGCCGAGAAAUCUGUUGAACAAAAAGCCGGUGCACGGGCACAACUGCAACCCACGAAGGUUCUGUUUUCACCGUUGGCCACACAGAACUCUUGGAUUCCUUCUACUCCGAAGACAAUCCCUGCAACUCUUACCUUUGAGCAAGAAGAACCAAAAUCUAGGGCAGCAGCACCUUCUCAAACUAAGGCGUCACCUUCACUACCUCUCAGAGUUGCACAAACUGAGGUAAAACCAUCAAAGGUGACAGAGCAUGAAGUUUCUCAAAAGGAGGCAUUGCCUUUACUGUCUCCAAGAGUUGCACAAACUGAAACGGAACCAUCAGAAGUGGCGGAGGAUGACAUUUCUCCAACUAAGGCAUCACCUUCACUGCCUUCUCUUACAGUCGUGCAAACCGAAGUAGAAUCUUCAAAGGUAUCCGAGAAUGAAGCAGCCAUGCAUGAGUCUGGUCCACUGGUCACCUUCACUGCUUCAUUCUCGGAAACUACAGUAGCACCUUGCGAGGACAGCAGUCCUUCACUGCUUCUUGGAGUUGCAAAAAUGGAAGUAGAACCAUUGGGAGUGAUUGACCAUGAAGCGGAAACAUCAAAGGUGUCGGAGCAUGAAGCACACGUGCUGGAGACUGGCCCAUUGGUUGCCAUGGACAUUGCAGAGGACGAGGGGAUUCCAGCUUUAAAUCAGAAUGUCCAGGCCAAUGGCGAUAUCAGUUCAUCAACUGUUGAGCUGUCAUCAUGUACCUCUGGUCAGCAAGAAUCAGAAACUACAGCAGCACCUUGCGAGGACAGCAGUCCUUCACAAAACAAGGUAUCACCUUCACUGCCUUCUCUUACAGUCGUGCAAACCGAAGUAGAAUCUUCAAAGGUAUCCGAGAAUGAAGCAGCCAUGCAUGAGUCUGGUCCACUGGUCACCUUCACUGCUUCAUUCUCGGAAACUACAGUAGCACCUUGCGAGGACAGCAGUCCUUCACUGCUUCUUGGAGUUGCAAAAAUGGAAGUAGAAGGUAUCACCUUCACUGCUUCUUGGAGUUGCAAAAAUGGAAGUAGAACCAUUGGGAGUGAUUGACCAUGAAGCGGAAACAUCAAAGGUGGCGGAGCAUGAAGCACACGUGCUGGAGACUGGCCCAUUGGUUGCCAUGGACAUUGCAGAGGACGAGGGGAUUCCAGCUUUAAAUCAGAAUGUCCAGGCCAAUGGCGAUAUCAGUUCAUCAACUGUUGAGCUGUCAUCAGGUGCCUCUGGUCAGCCACAAUCAGAAACUACAGCAGCACCUUGUGAGGAAAGCGUUUCUUCUCAAACUAAGUUAUCAUCACCUUCACUGCCUCUUGAAGUUGCAAAAAUGGAAGUAGAACCAUUGGAGGUGAUUGAGCAUGAAGCUUGCAUGCCCCAGGCAGCCAUGGAUAUUGCAAAGGAGAACAUUCCAGCCAUGGAUACCGCAAAAGAGAACAUCCAGCCUGGUGGUUAUUCGAGUCCACUAAAGGAGAACAUUCUGGCUUCGCAUCAAAAUAUCCAGCCUGAAGAGCAUAUGACUCCUGUAAAGGGAAGCAUCCUGGCCUCACACACAAAUGCGCAGGCUAUUGGGGAGAUGACUCCAAUUACUCUCCUGAGCCAGAAGCUGUCCUCCAUUUCUCUAGGACAAGCUAAUGGGGAGGCGACUCCAUUGACUCAGAAGGCGUCCUCCAUUUCUCAAGGACAAUCUAAUGGGGACGUGACUCCAUUGACCCAGAAGGCGCCCUCCAUUUCUCAAGGACAAUCUAAUGGGGAGGCGACUCCAUUGACCCUGUUGGCGCAGAAGCUGUCCUCCAUUUCUCUUGGCGAUGCCACCGACUAGGUGUCUUGUUCUGCCAGAGGAACUGAGUUAAUCGUAUGCUGCUGGUUGUUUUAUGAUUACAUCCUUGUUAUCAUAAAGAGUGAAGUUAGUACAAAAGGCUGUCCUACAUUUUCUUUUGUUUCCUUUUAGCUGUUCAAAGAGUGAGAGUGCUACGAGUGUAGUAAAAACGCAGGAUAUGGUUGAGAACUGUGAUAUUCUAUUGUGUCCAAAGCACUUGAUCCUGGUAUGCCAAUUGCAGAUUUGCGAGUAAAAGCGUAUAAAUAUGAUUUCCUUCUCAGUUA